AUGAAGCUGAACGUGUUGUUGGGGCUCGGGGCUCUGCUCGUCGUCUUCCUCCCUCAUCACUCUGCCGACUGUCGCCCGGCCGACGCGGACGCGGACGCCGUCGCCACGGCAACAGGCCUACGCCUCCGCCCCCGGCCGAUGCUGCUCCACCUCAGGGAGGAGUUCUCCCUCCGGCUGGGGGGAGGCUCUGCUGCCUCCUCUCCCUCUUCGUCUGCCUCUCCCUCUUCCUCUGCUGCCUCCUCUUCAUCUUCCUCUGCCUCUGCCUCUGCCUCGGCGGUGAACGUGGCGCUGCUGCGGCUGAUGCAGCGCCUCCUGCAGGCGGCCGAGCAGCAGGAAGAGGAGAAGGAGAAGCGGUCCGAGGAGUCCCCCAUCUCUCUGGACCUGACCUUCCACCUGCUGAGAGAAGUUCUGCAGAUGGCGCUUCGGCAGUAA
This is a messenger RNA of Perca fluviatilis (European perch), 432 nucleotides long. Its product is annotated as corticoliberin-1-like. Gene Ontology annotation, molecular function: hormone activity. The record is from RefSeq and is a predicted model, not a curated record. The transcript has a single exon. The coding region runs from base 1 to 432 and encodes 143 amino acids. Gene Ontology annotation, cellular component: extracellular region. NCBI's taxonomy places the organism in Eukaryota, Metazoa, Chordata, Actinopteri, Perciformes, Percidae.